This is a messenger RNA of Dissoconium aciculare CBS 342.82, 940 nucleotides long. RefSeq lists its product as uncharacterized. The record is from RefSeq and is a predicted model, not a curated record. Lineage: Eukaryota; Fungi; Ascomycota; Dothideomycetes; Mycosphaerellales; Dissoconiaceae. Bases 303 to 752 code for a protein of 149 amino acids. The transcript is spliced from 2 exons.
UGGCUGGAUAUAAGACGCAGGACUGAAUCGCUUAUUGCUGUGAUUGUCAUGCCGUCCUCGACUCCGAACCCAUUGCCUGCGCCCGUGAUCCACCAAAGCAUCGGACGUGAGUAGUGACGACGAGCGGAAGCCGUGGUUUGGCAGACGCAAAUACGAACGCGGCUGUGUGACGACCAAACUCCAAUUGCAGCCGUAUCUACACGUUACGCGCGACCACAAAUGUACCGUCCGACAAUAUUUUCUCACUCUACAGCACCUCGAAUACACUUGCAGUUUGUUCCAUGUGAUACACCAUAAGCAUCAUGGCUUCCACUCCCUCCGCGCACCGAGGUCAAACACGGAGUCCUGAAUCAUUCGAAUCGCAACAAAUGCGGGACAACGCAGCCGAAAUCCUAGAGAGCUAUGAGAAGUUAAGUUGGGUGUCCUUCAACCGUCAUGAGAGCAUACCUCAAACGCGUCUCUAUCUCCAAAAGAUCAUCGCAGGCUUCGACCCGGCUGUAGCGGGAAAGGCCUACUGGAAAGAAGACUUCACUCCACAUCCGUCCAAAGAGAACGAGCAGCCGCAGUCAAGCAGGAAAGGCAAGGAGCGAGUGAGCUUUGCGACCAGUGGAGAGACACCCGUCCAAGCCGAAUCGAGUACUCGGCGGGUAUCAAAGGGUAAGCCACCGACAUCAACAGACAACGGGGCUGUCGGCUCGUCGUCUUCCUCGUCGAGAAAGCGUCAGCAUGGAAGUGAGAUGGAUAUAUCUUGAUAUUGUCCAAACUUCAUUGUCAUAUUGAUCAAGUCCACGCUUCAUCAGCCACAGACUUCCGCUUCUCUGAAUCGUACUAGUUUCUCGAAUACCUGAUGCUAUUGAGUUUGGAAUGACUCAACGCUACCUCACUAUGCUAACAAGCUUUCUGGGAUUGAAUGAUGUGCUACUUAUACAGGACCUAAAUU